GAGUCUGGAAACAAUGGCGAAAGACGGUUGAAGACAUUAUGCAUGGAAAAACCAAAACUGACUGGGAAAGAAAAUAUAUUUGACGGAAUUAAUUAUUAUUUGCUCGCCAAUUUUGUCAAGUGGCAGUUCACACGACGAGAGUAAAGGUCGACAUUCACCACUGACUGAGAGAAACCUCACUUGCCUGGGCAAGGGGUCUAGAUUUUCUAGAUCUGGGGUCUAGGGUCUAGAUCUUCUGUCUAGAAUCAUUUUUCCAAGUACUCCACUUCUAAAGUCAUCUGUCACUGACAAGCAUCGCAAUUUGUGGGAAGAAAUUUGUAAGUUGGAUGAAGAGGAACUACCCAAAAUUCUCGUACCCAGAAUUCUCACCAAACGCACCCAAAUAGAAUGUACCCAAAUUCUCACCAAAGAAGACCAUAUUUUGUAUGGUGAAGUUGCUAAGUAAAUUGUGACAAAGAUCAUCGACAAUCUUCCAAUUUUCACGAUGGAUGAAACUGCCGAGGAUCAUGGGAUUGUAAAAGACCGUGAUGUUAACAAUGAUAUUGAAACCAGUCUUUCAGAACAAAAAGUUGUUUGUGAAGAAGAAAAAGAUGUGAUUGCCAAUGGUAAGGAUGAUAUACAAAUUGAUGAGUCCGAAAUGGUGGAAAAUGGCGAAGUUAAAGGAGAUAAUGAUUUCAUAAACUCGUGUACUGAAUUUGAUACUACAAUUAAAGAAACAUCUGUCAAUGACGAAUCAUGCUUAGAAAAUACAUUGUCUGAAUUUGAUGAAAGUUCCGAAGAUCUUAAUGUGACAGUGAAGGAAUCCGUCGUUGAUUCAUCAAAGUUUUCAGACUCUAUAUUAGAUGAAACUGUGAAAGAGGUGACAGACGCAGAUGGAAACGAGAAAGCGGCCGGGAGUUUUGUUGUCACCACCUGCCUAAACGUUAGACCAUAACACGUUGAAGCGUCUUUGGGUACACGAGGUCUUCCGCGUUUACUAUGAUCGGCUCGUGGAUGAUGCAGAUCGUUCGUGGCUCAUUGAAUUCAUGAGUCUCAAAGUC
This is a messenger RNA of Xenia sp. Carnegie-2017, 1040 nucleotides long. RefSeq lists its product as uncharacterized. NCBI's taxonomy places the organism in Eukaryota, Metazoa, Cnidaria, Anthozoa, Malacalcyonacea, Xeniidae. The record is from RefSeq and is a predicted model, not a curated record. Bases 485 to 934 code for a protein of 149 amino acids. The transcript has 11 exons.